Messenger RNA from Scutellospora calospora, 235 nucleotides. The record is from the annotation of a GenBank genome assembly. NCBI's taxonomy places the organism in Eukaryota, Fungi, Glomeromycota, Glomeromycetes, Diversisporales, Gigasporaceae.
UCCAGAAUCAUUGAACAAAAACAUAAAUACAGAAAAUCAUUCAAAUAUGUUACUUGAAAAGGCUUUUAUAGAACAACAAAUUAAUUUAAUUGAAUAUACUGAAUUUUCCAAGAUAGAUAAAAUUAAUGAAAGCAAUUCAUACAAAUAUCAGUGGAAAAAAUUAACGGUAGUUCUCAAAGCUUUAGAGAUUGAAACGAAAUUUGAUCAAAAGACCAUCCAAGAUUUUGUAAAAGAG